AUGGCUGAUACCGAACAACACGAAGUCCAACCACAAGUGCCCAAUACGAUUGACCCCUCGUCGUCGUCUGAAAAGGGCACCGAGGAAAGGAGCAGCGAUAGCCCCGACGUUCCUGAUGGUGAAAAGGCCGGGGAGCUCCGCCCCGACGGCAAACGCGAACUGAAGGAGCAAGACUGCUACGAGAUACUCGCCUACUGCUGGCCGCGAUGGAAGAAAUGGAUGUACCUCGCUGCGAUCGCCGGCGUGCAGGUCUCGAUGAACUUCAACACCUCCGUCUUCCCCAACGCGGUCAAGCCUCUUUCCAAAGCAUGGGACAUUAGCGCGCAGCACGCCCGGACGGGCCAGAUGAUCUAUCUGGUCACCUACUCCAUUGGGUGCGAGCUGUGGGCGCCCUGGAGUGAGGAAUUUGGCCGGUGGCCCAUUCUCCAGCUCUCCAUGUUUCUGAUCAACAUCUGGCAAAUUCCUGCUGCCUUGGCGCCUAAUUGGGGCACGAUUCUCGUUGCCCGUGGACUGGGUGGUAUCUCGACUGCUGGUGGUAGUGUGACCCUGGGUCUCAUUGCCGAUCUCUACGAGCCCGAAACACAACAGUUCCCCCUUGCCUUUAUCGUCCUGUCGUCCUGCAUUGGAACCAGUAUCGGUGGUGUCAUCGGUGGUCCGAUCGAGCGAUUCCUCGACUGGCAAUGGUUCUUCUGGAUCCAGCUCAUUUUCGGCGCUGUCGUGCAGGCCAUCAUCUUCUUCAUGCCCGAGUCUCGAUCCACCAUCAUCAUGGACAAGGAGGCCAAGCGCCGCCGCAAGACGGGCGAAGACCCCAACAUCUACGGUCCCAACGAGCUGAAGUCGCCUCGGAUCUCGCUCAAGGAGGCUGGCAAGAUUUGGGUCCGACCCUUCUACAUGUUCUUCCGUGAACCCAUUGUGCUCUGCCUGUCUCUGCUGUCUGGAUUUUCCGACGCGCUGAUCUUCACCUUCUUGGAGAGUUUCGCGAUCGUGUACGAGCAAGGCUGGGGCUGGGGUGUUCUCGGCCAGGCGUGGGCGGUCAUUCCGAUCAACGUCGCAUACUUUAUUGCUUACUUUACUUACUUCCCCUGGUUCAUCCGGGAUGAAAAGCUGCGCCAGGUCCACGGCAACGACAACAUCCCGGCUGAACGCCGUCUGAAGUGGCUUCUGUUCCUGGCACCGCUCGAACCGAUCGGUCUGUUCGGCUUCGCCUGGACAUCCUUCGGCAACUCGCGCAACGUCCACUGGAUGGGGUCGUUUGUCUUCUCCACCUGCGUCGGAAUCGCCAACUAUGCCAUCUAUCUCUCGUCCGUCGAUUACAUGGUCGCGUCCUACGGUGUCUAUUCCGCCUCUGCCACCGGUGGUAACGCGUUCGCGCGUGACAUGCUCGCCGGUAUCGCAGCCAUGUACUCCACGCCCAUGUACGAGAACAUCGGCGACAAGUGGCACGUCGAAUACGCGAGUACCAUUCUGGCCUGUCUCUCCUGCCUCGUCGUCAUUCCCAUCUACGUGUUCUACUGGUAUGGACCGCAGAUUCGGGAGAGGAGCAAGUUCGCCCAGACCCUUGCUUCGGACAGAAAGGAGAACAACGGCCGUCGUGUUAGCAGGAUUUCUGCUGAGCCAUAA
Aspergillus wentii DTO 134E9 is the source of this 1620-nucleotide messenger RNA. RefSeq lists its product as uncharacterized. The transcript is spliced from 3 exons. NCBI's taxonomy places the organism in Eukaryota, Fungi, Ascomycota, Eurotiomycetes, Eurotiales, Aspergillaceae. Gene Ontology annotation, molecular function: transmembrane transporter activity. Gene Ontology annotation, biological process: transmembrane transport. The record is from RefSeq and is a predicted model, not a curated record. The coding region runs from base 1 to 1620 and encodes 539 amino acids.